UUAAAUAUCCUCCUCAAAUUUGCACCCUCAUUUUCUCCCGCAAGUUUAUCUUUCGAACGCAUUUUUUCUCUUCGUUGUAGUUGUUCAUCAUCGUUCCUCGUCGUUGGCCAUUCAUGGUCGUUCAUUGUGAGUUCCUCAUCUCCCAUAAGGUUGAAGGCACCGGGUUCGUUUUCGUCUUCGGCGCUGCUGUUCUCGACGGUUACAACCACCACUGCUUCAACAGUGGGCACCGGGAGCACGACCUUGUCGCUGUCUGUGCAUGCGUUUGGUGCUUUUGCGGGUUUGUUUUUGUCUUCGCCAUCGCCAUCACUGUUCUCGACGGUGACAACCACCACUGCUACAACCGUGGGAACCAGGAGCACGACCUUGUCGCCGUCUGUGCUUGCCUUUGGUGCUUUUGCGGCUUCUUCUGCUACUGGAGCCAAAUGCAAAGAAGGGAGGUGAACUAAUUUUUGGAGGUGUUGAUCCAAAACACGUCAAAGAAAAUGAUACAUAUGUGUUCCAAUUACUAAAAAAGGUUGCUCGCAAGUUAGCAAAACAAAAUUUAGUUUGAUUAGGAUUUCUCUUUAAAUGUAUAUUUUAUCAUGAAAAAGCUCACAUGAAUAUUUUAUUUUUCAGAUUAAAAUGGUAGAUUUUUUCAUGGUAGAUCUCUCAAUUGGAUGACUUCAUUGUUCUUCAAUGCUAAGAUAGUUUCAGUUGUCUUUUGGGGAGUCAUUUGGAAACAAGUGAUUGAAUGAAAGGUCUUUUAGAAUAUUAUUAAGGAGCAAAUUUCGGGUGUAUUUUCAAUGUCUCACAAUGUAGUAUAUUUUAAGGAUAUAUAUGAUGAUUUGAGUAAAACAUUA
This is a messenger RNA of Cajanus cajan (pigeon pea), 842 nucleotides long. RefSeq lists its product as uncharacterized. Gene Ontology annotation, biological process: DNA integration. The record is from RefSeq and is a predicted model, not a curated record. Lineage: Eukaryota; Viridiplantae; Streptophyta; Magnoliopsida; Fabales; Fabaceae. Gene Ontology annotation, molecular function: RNA-DNA hybrid ribonuclease activity; nucleic acid binding.